Necator americanus (New World hookworm) is the source of this 204-nucleotide messenger RNA. RefSeq lists its product as uncharacterized. The transcript is spliced from 3 exons. Bases 1 to 204 code for a protein of 67 amino acids. The record is from RefSeq and is a predicted model, not a curated record. Lineage: Eukaryota; Metazoa; Nematoda; Chromadorea; Rhabditida; Ancylostomatidae.
AUGAAAAUCCAUUCGCUCUCGAUCAGCGCGGAAGUGGGCGCAGUAGCCGAACUGCAAAAAGUAGUGAUCGUAAAACCUCCACAAUGUUAUCAAAUAGGUGACCAAGUGUUCCUGUACGCAGGACAUCUUGAGAAUAUCGAUGCUGAUGGGGUUCAAGAUGCUGGUACUUGUGUUUGCCUUAACGGCAUCACCCCACGAAUCUGA